GUCAGAAAUAAAAGAUUUCAACAUACUUAAAGUGUAAACAACAUUUAAACUUCAAAUAUAACCAUUUGUACAAACGUCAGCUUCUGUUUCUCCAACAUGGCAUUGGAAAGUAUUUGUGGUAUGGAUAAGAUGCCAUUUAUGAAGAGCUUUGGAUCUCGCACCUUGAAGCAAACAGUUGAUGAAAUCAGACUCGCAUCGAGUAACAUGGAUAAUCCCCUCGCCAUAAUGGCUCCGCCAUUUGAAAAUCCACGGGAAAGUGUGAAUAAGCUGAAUGCAGUAAGUGAAGUGCAGAUGGAUUUUGACCACGGAACCACCACGGUGGGUUUUGUUUACCAAGGAGGCAUCAUCCUGUGUGUGGAUUCCAGAGCCACGGCGGGAAGUUUUAUUGGAUCCCAGAGCAUGCAUAAAAUCGUGCAGGUGAACCAGUAUAUGAUGGGUACCAUGGCAGGUGGUGCAGCGGAUUGCACAUACUGGGAUCGAGCUUUGACCCGGGAAUGCCGACUGCACGAGCUCCGCUAUAAGGAGAGACUUCCGGUGCGAUCUGCUGCCAAAUAUAUCUGCAACGUGGCUACGGAAUACAAGGGAAUGGGUAUCUGCAUGGGAAUGAUGUUGGCCGGUUGGGCGCCCGAAGGACCCAGUUUGGUAUACGUGGACUCCACCGGACUGCGGCUCCAUGGAAAGCUUUUCGCCGUGGGCAGUGGAGCCCCGAUUGCCCUGGGAAUUUUGGACUCUGACUACCGCUUGGAUCUCAGUGAUACCGAGGCCUACGACCUGGCCUUCCUCUCAGUAUAUCAUGCUACCAUGACAGAUAUCUUUUCCGGCGGUGUGGUGAGACUGUAUCACAUGGAUCAAGGCAACUGGAGGAAUGUGGCCAAUAAGGACUGCCAAGAACUGCAUGAACAGUACUCAGGUGUGAGAAAUCAACAAGCUCUUUAAGUACUUCAUUUGUUUAGAGCAUUACACGGUUUACUACGUUAUCCGAAACGAAAACACCCCUUUUAGAACAAACACUUGCGGUUUACCAAAUUAAGACCAUCAAAUAAAUGCUGUUGACUUAUUUAUUUUCUAA
Molecule: messenger RNA, 1069 nt
Organism: Drosophila simulans
Lineage: Eukaryota; Metazoa; Arthropoda; Insecta; Diptera; Drosophilidae
Gene: Prosbeta5R2
Product: proteasome subunit beta type-5
Exons: 1
Coding region: 97-936 (279 amino acids)
Cellular component (GO): proteasome core complex
Molecular function (GO): threonine-type endopeptidase activity
Source: RefSeq, a predicted model, not a curated record